GAUGCGGCUCCAACCUGCAUAGGAGUCAAGCGAGGGGAGAACAUAUAUUUACUUACUUAGGAAGUCAAUUAGAAUAUAUCGUGACAUUCUCUCUCACCUUAAUCCUCACAAUCUUCACUCCUCCAAGAGAAUUUCUUAGUCAGAACCAAGAUUUUGAAGCGAUAGCCACAAAUCUCCAACCCCUCCGAAUCUCCCCGCGUAUCUUUUCCAAACCUCACUCACAACCCCUCUCACUCAAGAAGGGACAAUCUACACCACAAUGGCAUCUAAACUCAAACCACUCUCCCGUCUCACAAAUAGCCUUCGACCCUACAUUCGCUCAACAAACAUCCAACCAAGAUCCUUCUCAGCAUGCCCAAGUUACCGAACCGAUGGUGUUUACCGCGAGUUAACCGCAAUGCGUACCCGCGUCCCCUUCAUCGAAGCCUUCCGAAAACAACAAAACGAAGGUUCCCAAUCCUCACCUAUACCAACCGAGAAAGUCGAACGAGAUCUCUCUCCGAAAUCAAUGUCAGAUAGCCAUACCCGGAUCAUCCUUCCUCUAGCCCGAGAUCCGUGGCUUCUGGAUUCGUAUAUCAAUAGCUCGGGUCAUAUUAGGCUCGGCACGAUAUUCAUGGACCUCGAUGCCCUGGCUGGAGUCAUUGCCUACAAGCACACCGGAGACUCGGUCAUGACCGUCACGGCGGCUGUGGAUAGAAUCACGCUUAAACAGCCAUUAAAUCAGAUUUGUGAUCUGGAAUUAAGUGGUAGAGUGACGUUUGCUACGGGGAGGAGUAGUAUGGAGGUCUCGAUUCAAGUUGCAAAAGCGCCUGAAGAGGGGAAGGAGGUAGAAGGGGCGGAUGUUUUGAUGACCUGUGCAUUCACAAUGGUAUCUCUCGACCCAGCAACCAAGAAACCAGUCAAUAUCAGCCCCCUCAAAACCAACACACCAGAGGAAAAAGCUAUUUUCGACCAAGGAGAAGCGAACUACAAUCUCAAGAAAUCGAUGCAAUCACAAGCACUAAGAAAACAGACUCCCAAUGACGAGGAAUCGGAUCUCAUCCACGCCCUCUGGCUUGCUCAGCUAGAUUACCACAACCCCAACACACCGGCCAGGAAACCUUCAUCCGCGCUCUACAUGAAGAGUACCCAGAUCCAUUCAACUCAGAUAAUGCAACCGCAAUACCGUAACCGCCACAACUUCAUGAUCUUCGGCGGCUUCCUCCUCAAAUCCACCUUCGAACUAGCCUUCACCUGCGCCUCCUCAAUCUCGCACACGCGCCCAACAUUCAUCGCCCUCGACCCCUCCACCUUCCUGCACCCCGUCCCCGUCGGCUCCGUCCUCUAUCUCACCGCCACCGUCGCCUACUCCGACUCCCCCCUCCCCUCCCUCGCCCAAUUCUCCCCCAACCCAUCCAUCUCUCCCGACCCAAAGACGAGCCCGAAAGGCAGCUCGCGGAUCCAGAUCAGGGUCGACUCCAAGGUCCGCAGUAUCGAGGGCGGCGAGACGAAACCGACGGGCACGUUUAAUUAUACGUUUCAGGUGGGCAGGGAGUUGCAGGUUGUGCCCGAGACGUAUGGGGAGUUUAUGAUGUUUUUGGAUGCGAGGAGGAGGGGGUUGGUUGUUAAUCGGAGUCUGGGGGAGGGGGAGGGGAGGAAGGGGGGUGUGCUUGAGUAGGUUGGAUGAGAGGUUGGAUAUAGGAUUUUCUGAGUUGAGAGUUGGGAGCAUGUCGAAAGCUUUAGUUGAUUUACUCCUUUCAUAGCAAACUCGACCAUCAUACCUCCGUUCUAUACAUCUAUAAAAUCUGAACAUCCUUAAGACAUAGUAAAUUGACA
This is a messenger RNA of Mollisia scopiformis, 1815 nucleotides long. RefSeq names its product Thioesterase/thiol ester dehydrase-isomerase. Gene Ontology annotation, molecular function: fatty acyl-CoA hydrolase activity. Bases 260 to 1657 code for a protein of 465 amino acids. The record is from RefSeq and is a predicted model, not a curated record. The transcript has 6 exons. Gene Ontology annotation, cellular component: mitochondrion. Lineage: Eukaryota; Fungi; Ascomycota; Leotiomycetes; Helotiales; Mollisiaceae. Gene Ontology annotation, biological process: acyl-CoA metabolic process.